AUGUCCGACUACGAAGAUGAAAUGGACGUGGAUGCACCCUCCAAGGUGCAAUUCACGUCAGACAAUGCCAGUGGGAAGAAGAGAACAGCGGCUGAUCUCCCCAUCUCAGCUCUGGACAAUCUGCCGUGGGUUGAGAAAUACCGCCCAAGCAGCCUGGACGAUGUUUCUGGUCAUCGGGAUAUUCUCGCGACAAUCAACCGUUUUAUCGAAGCCAAUCGUUUGCCGCAUCUUCUUCUCUAUGGCCCUCCCGGAACUGGCAAGACGUCAACUGUUCUCGCGCUUGCCCGGCGGAUAUACGGCGAGAAAAAUAUGCGGCAGAUGGUGUUAGAGCUGAAUGCUAGUGACGACCGUGGUAUUGACGUCGUCCGAGAGCAGAUCAAGACUUUUGCCAGCACGAAACAGAUCUUUUCGAUGGCCCCUCAGGCUGGCGGCUCAGGAAUGGCCGGCUUCAAGUUAAUUGUCCUCGACGAGGCCGACGCGAUGACGGCCACCGCCCAGAUGGCUUUGCGUCGGAUUAUGGAACGCUACACGGCCAACACGCGAUUCUGCAUCAUCGCUAACUAUACACACAAGCUCUCUCCGGCACUUCUGUCGCGUUGCACGCGAUUCCGGUUUAGUCCACUUAAGGAAGCGGACAUUCGGGUUCUCGUGGACCAGGUCAUUGAGAAGGAACAGGUUCGCAUCCAGCCCGACGCUGUGGAUAGUCUAAUCACUUUGAGUAAGGGUGAUAUGCGACGGGCUCUGAACGUGCUUCAGGCCUGCCAUGCUAGCAGUAAACCACUCGCGAUGCGUAACGCACCUGAUGCUCCCUUGCCUGAACCCGAGAUGAUCACCAACGCAACGAUCUACGAAUGUAUUGCAGCCCCGCACCCAUCUGACAUCCAAGAGAUCAUGAGCACAAUCUUAUCCACCAGCGAUGUGACUUCCUGCCUCGACACUGUGAACACGCUCAAGGCGAAUAAGGGUCUUGCAUUGGCCGAUAUCCUCUCGGCGCUGGCCGAUCAACUACAGCGGCUCGAGGUGCCGGCCCAGACACGCAUCACCUGGCUGGAAGGACUGGCGGAGAUUGAGUGGCGCCUGUCCGGAGGUGGUUCCGAGGCGGUUCAGACCGGAGGCAUGGUUGGAGUGGUGCGAAAUGGAUGUGAACUGAUGGGGGACAAGGUUGCCCCAUUGGUAUGA
This is a messenger RNA of Penicillium maclennaniae, 1179 nucleotides long. RefSeq names its product replication factor C subunit 3. Gene Ontology annotation, cellular component: Elg1 RFC-like complex; Ctf18 RFC-like complex; DNA replication factor C complex. Bases 1 to 1179 code for a protein of 392 amino acids. NCBI's taxonomy places the organism in Eukaryota, Fungi, Ascomycota, Eurotiomycetes, Eurotiales, Aspergillaceae. Gene Ontology annotation, biological process: DNA-templated DNA replication; DNA repair. The record is from RefSeq and is a predicted model, not a curated record. Gene Ontology annotation, molecular function: DNA clamp loader activity; DNA binding; ATP hydrolysis activity. The transcript has 5 exons.